GAGUCAAUGUUUAGUUUGUCCGUUCUGGGCUACUAUAGAAACAUGGCGGGUCAACAUGGCGGGCUCCGCGAAAGAGGACCCGCUAGCAUUGUCGAUAGAAAGGGCUCAUUCUAAGGUAACGAAAACACAGCAAUUCUUAUUUUCAGAGAUUUCAAAGAGCCAGCCGGGUUGCUGUGGUUACAAAAGGGACGUCUGGGCUUGCAGCUUUGCACAGAGACCGAUCUCCCUCCGCCAUCAUCGAGGAUCUUCCAAUCCCUUAAAUGCACCUCGGAGGAGACGAGGAGCGAGGACAGAAGAGGCUCCUGGAGGAGCUUAGAGCGAGGAACCACAGGACACACCUGUACCUGUUUAUGACCUGCUUAAGUGAAGUCACUGCACAACAAACACAAAAUGUCUGUCCACUUUCCAGGUCUCCAUGGUGAUGGAGGGCGCGUGGCUGAGGUCCUGUCUAUUUGGCGGCACCUGGAAGUUGCUCGACGUCCUUCUUCCUAUGUGUUAUGAAUCUAUCUGUACUUUUGUCAUUCUGUUUUCCUGUUUGUCCUGUCAGGGGGAUCCCUCCACUGUAGCUCUUCCUGAGGUUUCUUCCAAUUUUUCCCUGUUAAAGGGUAUUGUGUUCCUUCUUCUAAGUGAAAGGAGCACCGGAUAUCCGCAACAUGGGUUGUAACGGGAAGCAUGACCGCCUGAGCUACGACUUUGCAGAGUCACACUUGGAAAGGCCUGACUCCCCUCGCGUUCAGGAAUUUCCUGAUCCCUGUUCGGCUCCCUGUGAAAAUGAUCUGCAGGCUACAAAAGAGACUUACAGUCAAAGAUCGUCCCACCCACCCUCACAGCUGGCCAGCUAUUGGGAAGUUCCAGAUUCCUGGAGCAGUUUGAGAUCCUUGAGAGAUUCUCAAGGCGACAUGGCUCCCAAAGACAUCAUGACCAACUCCCAUGCCAAAUCCAUCCUUAAUGCGAUGAACUCACUACGCAAGAGCAACACACUCUGCGAUAUCACUCUGAGGGUGGAGAACACAGAUUUUCCAGCUCACCGGAUUGUCUUGGCUGCCUGCAGCGACUACUUUUGUGCCAUGUUCACCAGUGAGCUUGCAGAAAAGGGAAAAUCUUUCGUCGACAUUCAGGGGCUCACAGCAUCAACUAUGGAGAUCCUGUUGGAUUUCGUCUACACCGAGACUGUGCUAGUUACCGUGGAAAAUGUACAAGAACUGCUCCCUGCAGCAUGUUUGCUUCAGCUCAAAGGGGUAAAAAGAGCGUGUUGUGAUUUUUUGGAGAGUCAGCUUGAUCCCACCAACUGUCUGGGUAUUCGGGACUUUGCUGAAACUCACAAUUGCCUUGACCUGAUGCAGGCGGCUGAGCUCUUUUCCCAGAAGCAUUUCUCCGAGGUGGUCCAGCAUGAGGAGUUCAUGCUGCUCAGCCAGACAGAAGUCGAAAAGCUUAUAAAAUGUGAUGAAAUCCAGGUGGACUCGGAGGAGCCGGUAUUUGAAGCAGUGUUAAACUGGGUCAAACACAACCGAAAAGAGAGAGAGCCCUAUCUGCCAGACAUGCUCGAGUUUGUUCGGAUGCCGCUGCUGACCCCCCGCUAUAUUACAGAUGUCAUUGAUGUUGAGCCCCUCAUUCGGUGUAGCCUGCCAUGUCGAGACCUUGUUGAUGAGGCCAAGAAAUUCCACUUAAGACCGGAGCUGAGGAGUGAGAUGCAGGGUCCACGCACACAAGCCAGAUUAGGUGCCAAAGAAGUCCUGCUGGUUAUAGGUGGGUUUGGCAGCCAACAAUCACCAAUAGACAUAGUUGAGAAAUAUGAUCCAAAAACUCAAGAAUGGAGCUUUCUUCCUAACAUUGCACGGAAAAGGCGUUACGUCGCCACAGUGUCGCUCCACGAUCGGGUUUAUGUGAUCGGGGGCUACGACGGUCGGUCGAGGCUCAGCUCUGUGGAGUGCCUGGACUACACGGCGGACGAGGACGGUGUUUGGUACACUGUCGCUACCAUGAAUGUACGUCGUGGCCUCGCUGGGGCCACAACACUCGGAGAUAUGAUCUAUGUUGCCGGUGGCUUCGACGGCAGCCGGCGCCAUACCAGCAUGGAGCGAUACGACCCAAACAUUGACCAGUGGAGCAUGCUGGGAGACAUGCAGACUGCAAGAGAAGGGGCUGGUCUGGUGGUGGCCAGUGGACUCAUAUACUGUCUAGGUGGAUACGAUGGCCUGAAUAUACUGAAUUCAGUGGAGCGGUAUGACCCUCACACAGGCCACUGGACCAGUGUCACACCAAUGGCCACUAAGCGGUCAGGUGCUGGUGUGGCUUUACUCAACGACCACAUCUAUGUAGUAGGAGGCUUUGAUGGUGUUUCGCACCUCGACUCUGUUGAGGUCUACAACAUCAGAACAGACUAUUGGACCACUGUAGCCAGUAUGACCACUCCUCGAUGUUACGUAGGAGCAACCGUUCUCCGAGGACGUCUCUACGCCAUCGCCGGAUACGAUGGGAACUCUCUUCUCAGCAGUAUCGAAUGUUACGAUCCAGUUAUCGACUCGUGGGAGGUUGUUACCUCCAUGGCGACGCAACGGUGUGACGCAGGCGUCUGUGUUCUACGAGAAAAGUGAUCUUUUGCCAAGAAAAUGAACCACAAGAGGAAAAGCAGCAAGGAGGACAGGCAGCUAGACUUUGAUAAAAAUGCUACUAAAACAGAGCCAACAAAGGGAGAUGUUUGUUUGUUCGCCAGUAUGCAAAUAGGAACUCUCAAAAAAGAAAAAAGAAAAAAACCCUCUUGAAUGCAGCCGUUCGGGCUGCCUCCUCCGCUGGAUGGUUAACCCUUCACCACUUGGACUGCGCAACAGAGAUUAAGCUUCGCCGCGGUAGACUUCUUCUCAAAAUGAGGCCUCCGAGGAGUCCAUCACCACUUGCAUGACUCUCUUCAGUGGUCCUUGUUGCUGUCGUUACCUGUGAGAUUAUUUUUUCAGUUUGUCUUCAAAGUGCAAUAUAUUUCUACUCAUCACAAGAAAACAGAAAAGAUGGAGCAGAUUUAGACUCCAGUUGCUGCUAUAUGCCUUAUAUGACUUUGGCCUACAUCGAACAGUGAACAUCCAUGUUGCCUCCCAUUUGACUUUGACGAUAGUUGCAUCGGCUUGUUAUCGAGUGUACUCACGUGGCAUUUGCGAGGUCAUUAAUGGGUCAGUAAUUCAGCCCCUUUUUGUAAUUCUUCCUGUAAACAGUGCUUUUACAUUCAAAUCACUUUAUUACAAAAGAUUUAUUACUUAUUGUUGCUCUCAGAAUAUAUAUUUAGAGAUGAAUAUUGUUUUAGAAAAUGACUGAAUUGUAACAGUUAAGUCUGAUUAUUUUGUCCCAUUAUUUGGCAAAACUGAAAAAAUCACAAAGUAAUAAAUGAGGUGCAUGUGAUUUUUUUUUUUUUUUUUUUUUUUUUCUUCAGCUUAUAAGUUUGGACAUCAUGUACAUGUAGGACACAAAGUCCUGCCAUCACUGUUGCCUGGGAAGUGAAUAAACACACUGAGAACUGA
Messenger RNA from Thunnus maccoyii (southern bluefin tuna), 3506 nucleotides. Its product is annotated as kelch-like protein 12. Gene Ontology annotation, molecular function: protein binding. The record is from RefSeq and is a predicted model, not a curated record. Bases 654 to 2594 code for a protein of 646 amino acids. Lineage: Eukaryota; Metazoa; Chordata; Actinopteri; Scombriformes; Scombridae. The transcript has 18 exons.